Messenger RNA from Ruditapes philippinarum (Manila clam), 2685 nucleotides. RefSeq lists its product as uncharacterized. Lineage: Eukaryota; Metazoa; Mollusca; Bivalvia; Venerida; Veneridae. The coding region runs from base 328 to 1494 and encodes 388 amino acids. The transcript is spliced from 3 exons. The record is from RefSeq and is a predicted model, not a curated record.
UUCGAUAUUUUGUACUGAACAAGGACAUACAAUUUAAUUAUGGAAUCUGUUAAGUAUGUUGAGAGUCAUACACGGAGAUUGUACGGAUAUAUAGAGAAAAUGUCGCUAGAUAUUGGUGAUAAAUGUGACAAUUAUAUGGAUGACACAUCAGCAAGGAGAAAAUACUGGUGUGAAGUGCUCCUACGGUUACCCCUGUUGUUCAUUAUACAUCAGUGGUUACUACUCAGUCCAUAUUCUAACUACUGGAUUAUUGAUAUAGUUCUUUUCAUCGUAAGAUACGGAGUACAACGUGAUGGCACAGGACACGUGGUACAGGACUGAUCCGAAAUGCACGGAAUCGGGGAUAGUGAAACAAUUGCUCUUAUUUUGGCCGGGUCUUGGGCUUUCAACAGUGGAGUUCUUCUUCAAGCCUACAUUACUCUUACAUUUGACAUAACGAUGGCCUGGAUUAAAUACAUCGACUACUGGACAUACCAAGAUGAAGCUUAUGAAUUUUGUCAUGAUAAGAGCGUGCUGGUUUGGUCAGAUGUGACAGACAAUAUAAGGUUACCAUUGAUAUGCUCAAUUAUUCUGCAACUGAUAUAUCUUUGCACAAGACCAGGAGCAUUAAGUCAUAGAUGGAAGGACGAUGGUCCAUCAAUGCUAUAUAUUGGAUUACUGUCAACACUGGUUCCCAGAAUUUUGAGCACUCUUAGUAUAUUUCCUGCCUUUAUGUCAGAAUUGUCGUACUGGAUUGAUAUGUUUUUGCUGAUUGCAAUAACUAUUUUUGAAGUUGUCACACUGAUGGACAUAGAUGCAGCAGUUGACGUUAAGAAGCGUAUGUCCCUGCUCGUCAAGUAUGCACAAACAAAUGAAAUUGAAACAAAAAAUAAAUAUAAAUCAGCAAUUGCAGAUUUAAACCGUCGUAUAGAGAACCGAAAUCAAGGACAGAAUAUUAUAGCAAGUUUUCCAGGAAAAUGGUUUGUAAGAGAUUCCAUUUUGUUCUUUGGGAUUGCUUAUCUAGCAAUAAUGUUAUUAAUUGAGGUUACAGUCUAUCAAAGACUGAUAUUGUCGUUUAUGUCAUUAAACACUUACCUAGAAGUUCUUGCAAGAUGGUGCACUACGCAUGUUAUUGUACUUGUUAUUUCUUACGUCUUAGGUUUAUUGUCCAACGUUACUGUUGCCCUAGGUAACUGGUUCUUGACAACAGAAAUCAACCUCACUGAGGCCUUCGAUGCUAAUAUUGGUGGAGUUGUCCAAGUUGUUGCACUUAUUACAUUUACUGAAGCAAAUGUGCUGGCUUUGGAAGAUGAGGAAAAAGUUGAUGCUAUGGAGCUUAUAGCUUUUUUGACGAUGUAUGCUAUUAUAUUUCAAACACUUGAUGUUCUUGAGCAGAAACUUUUUCAAUCAGUUAAUAACGGAACUUCCCCUAGAGUAUUAUUCUACAUGCGUGCAAUUAUUCUUAGCGGGUUAAUUGUCACUAUUCCAUCUUUAUCUACUUUGGUUGUAUCUUGAAAUUUGAAUUUAAGUCCAUGGCUCCUAUUUUUUGCAUCCGGAAAUUCCACUUUAGUUGUUCGUAUAGUCACUUUAAUGUUAGAAUCUGUCUUAAUGAAAUGCACGUGGUAUACAUCAAAUCAUCUUAUUUAAAUCGAGGACUUUCUACAUUAUACUAGGGUUUGUAAAACAUUUGUCCUACUUUUAUUGAACUGUGCACAGUGCUAUUGUAGAUAUAUCUGUCCAUUUUUCAAAGGAUGGUGGUUUAUGCGUCUCUGCCUUGCGCUGUUCAGUUUGGUAGCAGUGGCUGGAAUCCUCGGAUUAAAUGAAUUUAACAGAUACAAAACUAGACAAAAAAUGUUUACACUUCUUAGAAACCUACAAGAUGUGGUAUUUUAUGCGGAAUCAAGUGACGCAGAAGACACGCAUGAGUGCGCCAUAUGUUACGUUGUAAUGACAAACGCAAAGAAAUUACCUUGUAAUCAUAUCUUUCAUUAUGAUUGCUUAAGGAAAUGGUUUCUAGUUAGAACUGUGUGUCCAUUGUGUAACACUGAAAUCAGGGAAGAGAAUAUCCAAGUGCAAGAAAGUCAAUAAUUAUAAAUAAUCACAAUAAUUUUGCAUCUUAUAUAUUUAACUUAAUUAUGAUAACUCAAUUUGGGCACCACUUUUACACUGUCAAAUAAAGUGAAAAGGUCUGAUUUUCUUUAAAGUGAAGGUUUAGUUUGUAAAUGUCUUGUACAUUAUACUUUGUAAAUAACUUGUUCAUUAAUAGUUUAUAAAUGUUAAGUUUGUAAAUGUUUUGUUAUCUCGGGUUGGUACUUAUUUUAUACUUAUGCGGUUUAAAAGAUGAUAUAUGUUAUCAAAAUCAAAUGGCUUUUAAAGUAAUAUAAGUUUUUUUUUAAUUUAACAUUUAAAUAGCAUAGAUCAAUAAUAUUUCAGUUAAAGAAUAUCUAUUGAAAUUGACUGCAUAAUCUUUGAAAGAAUUAUCUAACUUUAGAGUUUAAAACACAUUUUAAAUAACAUACUUUGAAACAGUGUGUAAAUGUUGAAAUACUAGUUUGACAUGGUUUCUUUUUUUAAAUGCUUAGCUUUGAUAUCAUUUAUAUUAUACCAUCAUUAAAUAUAUCAAUAUACAAAUAUUAUAUCAACAUUAAGUUUGUCAUUGGAUUUGUUUGAUGGUUCAAGUAUUUUGAUUAAAGCACAAUAUAUGUU